AUAUUAUUAAUAAAAAACUACUGUUGUCGUGCGACGUGCAUCGGCAUAUUAUUCAGGAAUAUCGUUAAAGCUCACAGGACAAGACGCUUUGUUGAUAUAAUCAAUAGAGUACCCCUUGUGCCAUUUUCCCGCUGGCGCUUAUCAUGGACAUAGCGGUGUGUACAUGUGCAGAUGAUAAGGACUAAGCAGUCAGUAUUCCGAUUUACGCCGUCGGCAGGCCAGCCGAGCCCCGACCAGGCAGAAGGCAGUCACCACUCACCAGUAGCCAUUCGUCAGUCCGCGUUGGGGCUUGGGUCUCUCGGAUUCCCACUGAACUACUAGUUACGACAGCGGUUGGCGUUUACAAGUCGAUGGCCCCUUGUUUUCAUAUUUUGAACAAGUAUUUUUGUUUUCCAAUGGUCUUGUUUUGUUCAUAUAAAUAGUCCAUGUAAGGCGAAUUCACCGAUUGAGACCAUGAAGUCAACAAGAUACUCAAAAGGUGAGAAAGUAUUGUGCAAAUGGCACAAUGUUUGCUAUGAGGCAAAAAUAAUUGAUAUCCGUCUUGAAAUUGAUGGUGAACAGUAUUAUUGUAUUCAUUACUUAAAAUUUAGUAAAAAAUGGGAUGAAAUUGUAAGCGAAGAACGGCUUAUGCCUCAUACUCCCCAUAACCUAAAUGUUAUGAAGCAAAUAAGAAAGUUUGCCAACAAAAAAAAGCGUGAAAUGAAUAAAGCAAUAAAAGAAGGAAGACUUUACGUUGAUACAGAGUAUGAAGAUAUUAUUAGUAAUUUAACUAAAAAUUUAAUACCAAAACUUGAUGGGCAAAAGUUAAUGCAUCAAAAUGCAUCAUCAAGUUCUCUGUGGACGAACAGAUCACCAAAGCAUUGUCAUCCUAAAGAAACUCAAAUAAAGCAUGUUACGAAAGAAGCACAUGUGGCAGUGUGUCGUAUGGUGUUCCCCGUAACACAAAAUAGUCAAUGUGAGCAGUCUAUAGAAACUCACAAUUUAAGAAAUACUUCUGAAUCUAACAAAGAAUUAAGUCAUAGUGUAGAAAAUGGUUGUGAUUCUAGUAAUAGCCAGAUGCAUAUUGUUGAAUUUAAUAGUCAAAAUUCUUCAAUUGAAGGUCAAUUAAAUCCUCAGACGCCUUCAUUUGCUAAAAACGAGGAACAUAUUCUAAGUACAAUAACUACUGUUAAAAACAUGGAAGAGGAUUUAAUAAAAAAACCUGUUUCUAUAAAUACCAAGGUACACAAUGGUUAUUAUGAAAACCAACUGUCAGCUGAGUUAAAAGUACAACAACUUCAACCGGAUGUGUUAAAUUGUAGUGUUUCGUCGCAUGUAGAGAAUAAUAUUCUUUUUCAACAUAAAGUUUUAUCUAACAAUGAUAUACAAACAAAUAAUAAAAAUUUAUUAGAUAAUCGAAUAGCAAUCAAAGAUAUAAAUGUUUCUGAACGUUCAAAUGAAAACUUCAUUCCUCAAGUUUCAAAUGACAUAACUUUAUGUAACAAUCAAACUAUAAACAAUGGUCAAAGUCUUACUAUUUCGAAAAUUAAAGACUUAAAACGAAAAAGGAAGAGUAGCUAUGAUGAUACAAAAAAAAUUAAGUAUACUAUUGAUCAAAAUCGAGAUAAUCUAGAAGACUCUGUUGAUACCUCUUUAGUCAACAAUAAUGACACAUGUUCAUCCAAUCUGAAUUCUUCUGCAUGUAGCAUAAUGUCCCCGUGCUUAACACAUAAAAAUGGAAUUCGAAGGAGUAAUACCUUGGAACAAAUGGUUAGUCAGUUACACCAAACAGAAAAUUCUAUAGAUUUGUUAAAAUCGAAUAAUAAACCAGUGGUUAUAGCCAGUACAAAAUAUUCCAGCCAAGUGACUGGAGAAGGAUGUUUUAGUGGACAUUCUUCAAUCGAAAGGGAAAUUAACGGAGUGGCCCCCGUAAUUGUCAAAGAAAAUAAUAUUAGAGAUGUAUUUGAACACCCACCAUUAAGUUAUGACAAUACUAUGGUCAACUAUACCUUACAAGAAUCUGAAGUGAUAAAUACACUUGAUAACAUGUUUCACAUGCGGCAAAGGCAUACUUUAACGGUACUCAAUAAACAUGAGCCACAAAUACCGCCUAGUCCACUUAACUGUGCUGAAAUAACUCCCAAGACCAGCAGUAAUCACAACACAAAUGAAGUUGUAAAGGAAUUACAAUAUACAUCUGAUAGUUCAUCUACAAGCACAAAUAAUCAUAUCAGUGAUGAGGAUGUGAGUGAACCGUCAAGUGUGCAUAUUGGUAAAAAAUCGGAUGAACAAGAUUCAAUUCAUCAGAUUAAUCAAGAGUACUCUUCAAGUGUUGAACAAUCCAAUGACGUUGCAACAACAAGCUAUUUAGCCAAAAAGCUUUUAAAACCAAGAGUAGCGGCAGCCAAAGCAGCUGUUGCGAUUACUUUGAUGAGUAAACCUUUUCCUGAGCACGACGCACAAGGAAAAAAAUUAAAAAACGGCAAGAAGAAACGUGAUGAUGGUGAUUCUUUAGACGGCGAUGACUUGGAAUUAAAAGACUAUGGUUUAGAUUUUCCGGACUGUUGUGUGAGGAUAUAUAUCGAAGACCAUCAUUUGGUCGAAGAUGACAGAUAUAUAUUCACUUUACCGGCACGGCUAUCUGUGUAUAUGAUAUUCUGUGACUACGCAAGGAAAUUCCCAGUAUGUAUGGACACUCUGAAUGUUAUGUUGGACGCUUUCAACCAAGGUCUAGGAGUAUGGUGUUUACAUAGAAUAGAAAAAUUACAGUAUCAGCAGAUACUUGAGAAAUAUCCUGAUCGUACUGUGAGUCAUAUAUACGGCCUACCUCAUCUAGUCAGAUUUCUAAUGUGUCUUCCAAAACUGUUUCAUUUGAUGAAAAAUGAUUGUGUAGAUUUUGUGCCAAACGUCACUCAUUUCGCUAGAGGACUUUUCAUCUAUUUGGCCGAUGAGGACUUUCAUAUCGACGUCGACAGAGAUUAUCAACCUGUAAUGCCAGACUACUUUAGGUUGACUUAUUAUUAGCAAUUUCAAGUCAGAAAUAGAUUCUUGUUGUUAUUAUUAUUAUUGUGUAUUAAAUUUUAUUUAUGUGGUGAAAGUCUAGACACAUAUUAUAUGAGGUGCUCUAAUCUAAAUAGCAUUAUAAGUAUUUAGAACGUAAGGCUUUUUUUCAUUAUUUAUAUAUUCUGCUUAAAUUUUGUUAUUUAUUUAUUUUUUAUGUCCAUUUAUAUUUCUGAACCCUUUUAAAGUAUUUUGGUAUAAAUCGAGAAAAAAUGUUCUCCUCCAUACCAUCAAUUAAAUUAUCCAAAACAAUUACAAUUAAGUUACUACGUAAGAUUGACUCAUGUUUACUCCUUAAUUCGUUUUUGUCGAAAUUUACAAUAUUGUAUUUUGUCUUCUUUAUUGUUAAGUUGUUAAAGACUUUUUAAAAGUAAUGUGUUCAUAAUGAUCAUUUAUUUAAUUUAUAACGUUUUUUUUUUGUAAUAUUACACAGCUGUUGUUGUUGAUUUUGAUAUUGUUAAUUAGUUUCUACUCGUUACAAGAACAGGGUGUAAAUUGUUGGACAUAUAUAUUAUUAUUUAUAAAUAAAGAAACAUUGCAUAGAU
Adelges cooleyi (spruce gall adelgid) is the source of this 3584-nucleotide messenger RNA. RefSeq lists its product as uncharacterized. The transcript has 16 exons. Gene Ontology annotation, cellular component: nucleus; NuA4 histone acetyltransferase complex. The coding region runs from base 454 to 3003 and encodes 849 amino acids. The record is from RefSeq and is a predicted model, not a curated record. Lineage: Eukaryota; Metazoa; Arthropoda; Insecta; Hemiptera; Adelgidae. Gene Ontology annotation, biological process: chromatin organization; regulation of DNA-templated transcription.